Molecule: messenger RNA, 819 nt
Organism: Seminavis robusta
Lineage: Eukaryota; Bacillariophyta; Bacillariophyceae; Naviculales; Naviculaceae
Source: the annotation of a GenBank genome assembly
AUGAACGAUGAUGAAGUUGAUUCCGUCGAAGCCACACAGUCGGAGGAUCAGUCAACUGCCGUGGGCACCAGCGCCAAUGAGAUUCCGUCAACAUCCCAAGAUCAGCACACUAGUACCGGUACAACAAGUAGUCCCCGCGCAUCAAAACCAAAAACUGAGGAUACUGACCCGGAGUUAGCUGACAGGAAGAUGACUCCAGAAGAAAAGACUCGCGCAGAAGAAAUACUACGAUUAACGGGAAAUAGUACUGCAAUUGACUUUGGCGACAGAAAACCUGUGGCCAAGGUCACACCAAGAACCCAAGCAAACAUUGACGAAAAGAAAGCAAAUUUCAGCCCAAGUGAGAACAAUGAUGAUUCUACAUAUCCUCCCCUUGCUACCUUGGCAGCACAGUUUGAUGAAUCCCAAAGGAGCGGUCAACUUUCGUUUUUCCCUAAAGAAUCAAAGAAACAAGAAUCCCAGGCUGAGUCUCUCGCAGUGGCACAAGCAGCAACCAUCAACAUCCUCGCUGUGGAUCAAGAACCACCCAAGGAUGCAACUGCUCCAAUUGAUGAAAUUACACAGCACCAGCUGCAAUCUCAACCUGGUGCGUACCUGCAGUCUCCUGGAUCAUCAUUGCAGCGCACACAAAAUCUCAACUAUGACCUACUUAGUGCUCCGGUGGAUGCCACACCACCCGCACUACUAGUGCAGCAUGACCUCAGAUCUACUGGUGCUAAUGGGCACAUUCAAAAUUCAAUUCUGCUUGCUGCAAAUGCAAAUAAUCCAUUGGUGCAAGCAAAUCCAGUUCUAGGGGACCCACAAGAUGCAACAGAUUGA